Molecule: messenger RNA, 2027 nt
Organism: Episyrphus balteatus (marmalade hoverfly)
Lineage: Eukaryota; Metazoa; Arthropoda; Insecta; Diptera; Syrphidae
Product: 8-oxo-dGDP phosphatase NUDT18
Exons: 2
Coding region: 658-1686 (342 amino acids)
Molecular function (GO): 8-oxo-GDP phosphatase activity; 8-oxo-dGDP phosphatase activity; magnesium ion binding
Source: RefSeq, a predicted model, not a curated record
UACGCCCCUGGCUUGAGAUGACGACAACGAACCAAACGACUAUGAUAGUAAAGUAACAAAUCUACGCGAUCCUAGUUUCCAUUAGAGAGCGUGCCAACCUUCGUUCCUUCCUUCUACUUGCUGUCUUUUUGUCUUCUCUUGUCUUGUCUGUUUCUGUUGUGAUUGUAAACUUGUGAAGUUGUGACGCGUCGCAUUCUUCACUCACUCUUUUUGAAGCGCUAUUAAAUGUCCAAUUCCAGUUUGUUGAAUUCCCAUUCCACCUGUGGGCUCUGUUACAUUACAGAGUCAAGUGGUCUUGAUUUCAUUUCAAUCGAGAAAAUCAAAAUCAGUUUACAAGAACUCAUUCGAGUGCCAACAAUAAUAAUAUAAUUCACUUAGAGACACACGGUCGUGACCACAAGUUUUUUUUUUUUUUGGGAAUUCGAAUAUCGAAACGCUGAUUGAAAGUUAAUUUUUGUGUUUCUUUUGCUUAAACUAUCGAGGGCUCAAAUAGCCACUUGGAAGUAUCGUUAACGUCAGAAUAGAUUGCCGUUCGAGAGUGCAACAUUGUUCAGACAACCGGAAGCUCUUGUGUUGUUAUUUUCCUGCUGAAUGUGGCUGUGUUGCAAAGCCAAAAGAACUAAACGAUCCAAUUAACAACAACACAACAGCAAAAAAAUGCCUCAAACAGUCUCAUCAAUCAACGAUCAACUGACCAAACUAAUCGAUUGUCAGGAUCUUGGCGACAUCACCUCCGAGCUAUGUGACUUCUCAUUGGAAGAACAAAAUGCUGCUAGCGAAGCACAAGGCGUCCAGCCAUCAGCUGCUUCUGAUUUCGUUCCGGUACUUGGCAAAUCGGUGACCUACAUUGUCACAGUUGUCAUGAUCAAUGAUCAAGAUGAAGUUCUAAUGAUCCAAGAGGCCAAACAAUCGUGCGCAGGAAAGUGGUAUCUGCCCGCUGGUAAAAUGGAAACCGGUGAAACCAUCAAUGAAGCUGCCGUAAGAGAAGUCUUUGAAGAAACUGGACUGAAAUGUGAGAUGACAACUUUGAUUGGUGUUGAAACUGCUGGCGGUUCGUGGGUAAGAUUUCUACUCACCGGACGAGUUCUCAGUGGCAAUUUAAAGACACCCGAUCAAGCUGACCAGGAGUCGUUGCAAGCAAAAUGGUUUGCUGAUAUCAGUGAGUUAACACUGCGCGCCAAUGAUAUAUUGAAUCUUAUAAAAAUGACACGAACCUACAAAGCUCGUGCGCAAUCUCCAGCACUAUGGCAUUCAGAGAUGAUGCCAAUACAAUAUGCUCACCAUAAAAAUUACUUGCGAAUUGUGGCAGUGAUUCGCAAACGUGCCACAAACACACUCAAUGUCUUGGUUAGUGAAAGGAACGUGCAUCAUUUGCCGACGGUCGAGAUACAUCCAGCUCGGAGUUUGCAUUCGACAUUGAGAAAAUUCAUGAUCGAGCUGUUUGGAGCUGAGCUCCCUCAACAUCGCCCACAUGGCCUUUUGACUGUUGAGCAUUCUCCUGCAGCAUAUCCACAUACCACAGAUGGCUUCUGUUUGACACUGUUGGUGGUAUUUCGGCCUCCAAUGGAGGAGGUGGCGGUCAUUGGCAAGGCCGUUUGGCAGGAGAUGAACAAAGAACUGGAGGAUAAGUUUGGUAGAAUGGUGGGAAGUAAUCAUUCGACACUGCCACUUAAUGUUAUAAGAUAAGCUGGUGAUGUGUGGUGUACCUAGAAACGUUAUUUAUAUGCAUUUUGAAUCUCCAUAAAGUUGCUGUCUCAAAUUAAAUUAAUUUGUAAAUAUUGACACUUUAUAAAUAUUUUAUGUCUCAAAUUGAUGAUAUUCUGGAGUGGAUUUGUCUAGAAACCUGAUAAAUAUGUCUCAUUUAUUUUUUUCACAAAUAUUUUAGCAAAAUAACAUACAAUUCUUGCAAUAUGUUUAAUUAAAACAACAAAUUAACAAUAAUUAAAUGAAUAUCUCUCUAUAUCUAUUUCUCUCUCUUGCUUAUUGUUUAUUGUUAUUGUGGAUCGAAAGGUGUAUUAAUCCGCAAA